Molecule: messenger RNA, 1607 nt
Organism: Vitis vinifera (wine grape)
Lineage: Eukaryota; Viridiplantae; Streptophyta; Magnoliopsida; Vitales; Vitaceae
Product: G-type lectin S-receptor-like serine/threonine-protein kinase SD1-1
Exons: 7
Coding region: 1-1467 (488 amino acids)
Biological process (GO): protein phosphorylation; recognition of pollen
Molecular function (GO): protein kinase activity; ATP binding
Source: RefSeq, a predicted model, not a curated record
AUGGGUUCAGUCCAACGCUUUGUAUUGGGUGAAGGUAGCAAUAAGUGGGAUGUUAUGUAUACGGUGCAGAAUGAUCAGUGUGACAAUUAUGGACACUCUGGUGCUAAUGGUAUUUGCAGAAUUGACAACAGGCCAAUUUGUGACUGCCUGGAUGGGUUUGUUCCAAAAUCAGAGAGUGAAUGGGAAUUCUUUAAUUGGACCAGUGGCUGCAUUAGGACACCAUUGGAUUGCCAAAAGGGGCAAGGGUUUAUCAAACUUAGAGGUGUGAAGUUGUCUGAUCUGUUGAAGUUUUGGGAAAACACGAGUAUGACUGGUAAAGAAUGUGAAGUGGAGUGCUUGAAGAGCUACUCUUGUAUGGCUUAUACUAACUCAAAUGUUAGUAGAGGCAGUGGAUUUUUGAUCUGGUUUGGAGAUCUGAUUGAUAUUCGAGAGUUCGUUCAAGAUAUUGAGCAACUCGUCUAUAUCCGGAUACCAGCUUCAGAACUAGAACUGAUGGGUGAUUCCAGUAAAAAGAAGUAUCACUUUGUAAUUUUGGUGGUUGCACUAAUGGCUUUUAGAGUUCUUGUCUUUGGUUUGACAAUCUGGAUAAUAGUUUGGAAGAAGAGGAGAGGGAAAAGAGGUCAGCAAGAGCAAAAAGAAGACCAGGAAUUACCAUUGUUUGAUCUGGUUACUGUUGCAAGUGCCACUAAUAACUUUUCUGAUAGAAAUAUGAUUGGGAAGGGUGGUUUUGGCUUUGUUUACAAGGGUAUAUUGUCAAUGGGACAAGAAAUAGCAGUGAAAAGGCUUUUGACUGAUUCUAGACAAGGGCUUCAAGAGUUCAAGAAUGAAGUUAUUUUGAUUGCCGAACUUCAGCACUGCAAUCUUCUUGACAUUGUUAUGGGAGUUUCAAGAGGACUUCUUUACCUCCACCAAGACUUCAGAUUGUGGGUCAUUCAUAGAGACCUCAAAACCUGCAAUAUAUUACUUGACGGUGAGCUGAGCCCCAAAAUUUCAGUUUUCAGCCUCACAAGAAUUUUUGGAGGACAUCAAACUGAAGCAAAAACAAAUGGAUAUAUGUCUCCAGAGUAUGGAAUUGAUGGCAAAUUUUCAGCGAAAUCAGAUGUCUUCGGUUUUGGUGUGCUUCUGUUGGAGAUAGUAAGUGGCAAAAAGAACAGGGGAUUUAGUCAUCCACAUCACCACCACAAUCUUUUGGGACAUGCAUGGAUGCUUUGGAAUGAAGACAAGGCCUUGGAACUGAUGGAUGCAUGUCUCAGGGAUUCAUGUGUUGAGUCUCAAGUCCCAAGAUGUAUUCAAGUGGACUUAUUUUGUGUUCAAAAACUCCCAGCCAACAGGCCAACCAUAUCAUCGGUAAUUUUCACGUUGGGUCAUGAGGAAGCAGUGUUGCCUCAACCUAAACAGCCCGGUUUCUUCAGAGAAAGAAGUUCCGUUGAUGAUGAAGAUGCCAUACAGAAAAUGAAAUUACUGUAACAAUGCUUGAGGCUAGAUAAAUGAUGUGUCAUGUUUGAAUCAGGCAGGGCUGAAGGACAAUAGAUGCAGGUUUGUGGAAUUGAAAAGGUUCUAAUACGUUUAUACGCAUGUUCCUUUUUGUGGGGCACCUGGGCCUGAAC